This is a messenger RNA of Bursaphelenchus okinawaensis, 6075 nucleotides long. NCBI's taxonomy places the organism in Eukaryota, Metazoa, Nematoda, Chromadorea, Rhabditida, Aphelenchoididae. The record is from the annotation of a GenBank genome assembly.
AUGGCGCUCACCAAGCUGGAGCGGCAACGAAGCAUCCGGGCGGAGGACGGGCGCGAACUGAAGCCGGCUCUGUCCAGUUACAGUAGUAUGGACUCGUUACAUGUAGGUUUGUGUUAUAUUCAUGUAGGUUUGAGCUACUUUAUAUUGUUGUUAGAAGCGUGGUUUUAGGUUUGUAUUUAAUCUUUUUAUGUUUUUACUAGCUGGUAAUUGUGUUUUGGAGGUAAUUUUUUGAUGUUGAGGGUAAAUUUUUAUACUUUAUGAUAAACUUGAAUACCAAGCCAUCGGGCCGGGCCUGGCUUGAAAAAAAAUUCAGACGAAUCUUUGCACUAUUAUCAUGCUCCAUCUCUUCUCGCUAUUACCUUUUCUUUAACAAUACUACCUAAACACAUAAAUUCCAGGUUAAAAUACAAAGUUUAAAACAAACUAGGUAACAAAGUAUAGUUGAAAUUACGUAAAAUAGAAAUACAGUACAACUAUGUCAUAAGGUUUUUUUAUGUUAUUUACCUAAUGUUUUUAUAUUUUACUUUAUAAUGUUUUUACUUUUAAACCUUAGUUUUGUCAUACUCUUUCUUUAUACUUUGACCGCACUUAAGGAAUAAUAUGUAAAAGCUUGACAACGAUCAAACGUACCUUGUCAAGUGCAUUUCGCCCUUAUUCAGUGUCAAUAUUCGCUUAGAUGAUUUAUGUUCCUAUGAAGGAAAUUAGAUGAGGUUUAGGUUUUAUGUGAAUAUCACGGCAGCUUGAAGUUGCAAUUUUUAUAUAUAAGAUUUAUCAAGAUAUAUUAGUGUAAAAUACGCAAGAACUUCAAUUGACAACAGUUUAGGUUGAACAAGCUCAAAGUCGUUUUACAUUUCAAAAAAAUUUAUAAGUAAUCUUUGGAACUUUGUAAAUUAGGAUCUUAAAAUGUCUUAGUUUUUAAGGCUUUUAAUUUUUUAAAGGAGAUUGUCAUUAGCACAACUAUCAUAAUAAAACAACUUAUUUCAGGACCCCUACUGCUCAGACGUGCCAUCUGAAGACCUAGACAAACUCAGUACCUGCCUCAGUGAGGUAAGUCCAUUAAUGCAUGUAAAGUAGGUUUUAAAAUAUUGAAAUUUGGCAUAAAAUGACUAAAACACUUACUUUGACAAAAAAAAUCAAAAAAUCAUUUUAGAACAGGACUUAAAAUUUUAGUAUUAGGUGGUUCAACUAAUUCCGGGCCCCUUCUUAAAGCAAAUUUGCGGAGUUAAUGGACACAAAAUUACUUGAGCAUCCUAAUAUAAGAGUAGAGGAAUAAGCUGAAAUUUUAGUAAUAAAGUAAAACAUACUAUAAUAUAAAAAAUAAAAAAAAAAUAAGCCAUAAAACGAAAAACUUGAAAAUUAUUAUUUUUGCAUUUUUCUUUAUUUUUAAUUGCCUUAUCUUGUAAAUCUUAUCAUUACACUGAAAAGCACCCGCUGAACUUUGAACCCAAAUGUUUUCUCUAUUUCUUUACCACGCCCUACAUAUUUGGUCUUAUCUUUUUUUAGGAAAAAUUGAAGAAAGAGCAUUUAAUUAGAGAUGACGCAAUUUAUGAAGGAAAAUUUUUAUUUUCAAUUAUUAAACUGGUUUAACAAAAAAAAACAACGGAAAGCCAAAGAAAAAUAAAUUUAAAAAAUUUUUUUAAAUUUAAAACUAAUAGGUUAAUUUUUAUUACAACAUCCUAGUUUGCUUUUGUCAUGUUAAACUCAAUUUCGAACGUGUUUGAUUUCUCUUUCAAUUAAUUUCAAAACCAAAUCGACUACCUCUUCCCUAUCUGAAAAACUGCAAGCUUUGCAGUUUUUCAUAUCUUUUUGAAAUUUUGUAAACGUGGCUUGUAAAUUUUAGUCCAUCCCUAGUAAUAAUAGUGGUCAAAGCUAUUUCGGUCUGAAAUUUGAGAAAAAAUUCAGUUUUUAAAUUUUUUGCAUGAAAUUUGAAUUUGGCAGUAUGGUGAAACCUCUUUAGUAUGAGCUUCGAUAGUAUGACACCUUCUUUAUAAUGACUGCUUUCUGACCGCUCUUUGUAGAAAUCCUAUCAAAAAUUAUCUUAAUAGUGUGACACUGUGGUUAUAAUGGCAUUUUGGCCUAGUUUUUUGAGUGUUAUGCUAAAGAAGUGUGACUGCAUUUUAUAUACUUAUUAGUUUAGUUUCCCAAUUUAAAACUAUACUGCUUGUAGCUACAGUGGAACUCCUGUAUAACGGAUCGAUCGGGGACUGGAAAUUUGUUCGCUAUAAAGAAGUUUUGUUAUACAGGGGAAAUGCACUGUUUAGUGAUGGACGGGGAUUUAAAAGUUGUUCGAUAUACGGGAGUUUAGUUAUAGAGGAGUUCGUUAUACCGGAGUUCCACAGUAUAUAAGUUAGUCUUUUAAAAAUACACGCAAUAAGUACAUAAGUACAUGAACCACAUAUUUAAUAAUUUUUUAUAGAAAAGUUUUCAUGCUGAUAUUACAAAAAGUAAACACCUUAUCUUAAGCGGCUUAAACUGUUUUUACUUUACUAAAAAAUAUGCAAACCACGUUUGUUUUUAAAAGUCUUCUUCAAGGUACAUGCUAUAGCUUUACUUCGGUAAAGUCUUGAAACAUCACCUGAAAGGAGACCACUUCACAAUUUAUUUUUAAGUUUUGAAUGAUGUACAUAGUAUAAUAAAAAACAAUAAUAUAAUUGUUCAAAACCUAACAUCAAAAGUUUUUCAACGCAAAUUUAGCUAGUUUUUAACGCUUUGAAGCAUUGUAAAUAUUACACAUGUCAAUCUGCAAAACUCGAUAACACGUUUUUGAUUGAAAUAGUUUAUUAGUUUUGGGAGAUUACUGCAAAUGUCCAUUUUGUAAUUACAUAUCUAGUCAAUGAAAUUCACUUUACAAUUUUAAAUUGUUUUUGGAGUCGAUUCAACACUUCUGUUUCUGGGUUUAUUUGCUUUGUCUGUCGUUAUUUUACUUCAUUGAUCACUAGAGGUUAUGUUGUCGUUUUAUAGUAAGCGAAUAAGGGAAGGAGGGGUUGAUCUAUUAUUGAUGUAGAGAAGGGGGGGGGGAGGGUAAGGAGGUGAAAAAUUUUUCUUUUCUAAAAUCAAGAGGGGGACCACGUUCAACUUUUAUUUUUUUAGAAAAUCUAUUUACCCCCCCCUCUCCAUCAAUUCCUCCUUUCUACCCCUCUCCCCCCCCUCCUUAAAGUUUGAAGGUUAGUUACUCCUUCCUCCUCCCUCUAGCUAAUAAUCUACAAUACUAUAAGCUGUUGGUAUUAGACCUGAAAGGGACGCAAUUGGCCCUGUCCGACGCCGUGCUGGACCGCGCCGAAGCACUUUUAAAAGAGGCCGGGCCGGCACACGUUGGCCGAGGAAAAAAUUGGGCUCGGCGCCUUUACAUGUCUACUUGGUGUGGAAACGGUGAUAACGCAACAACCGAACCAAAGUACAUUUAGGUUUGUUUCGUUAACUCUGUCAAUCGAUUGUUUUCCCCCACCCCGAGAAGUUGUUUUCGCGUUUAAUUCGCCUUAUCACUCUCUGCUUUCUCAUUACAUUAUCAUAGUUCUCGCGAAUUACAAGCAAAAUGACUCGUCGCAUCUCCAUCCAGUACGAUUUGCUGUCGGCGGACGCGUUCGGCUUUCAGGACUCGUUGAAUAUCGCGAAAAAAGUAAUAUUUUCGAACGUUUGAACUUUGUUUGGAAUUACGUUUUUUUAUUUUUGAAUUGGAAAAAAAGGGGUUCUUUGCGAAAUUUAGGUAUGAAAAAUAGGUUUUUUUGAAAAAAAAUUGGUAAUAAACGCGUUUUUAUUGAAAAAGUCUGGCAAAAGGUAGAGUUAACCAAUUCUUCUUGUGUUUAAAAUAUUUUUUAACGUCUAUAAAUCUGUUUUUUUGGGAUAAGGCUAAUAUCUAGGUACCAGAAUUUCGAAAAAAGUUUUUUUUAAAAUAUUUUAAGCAGCUUUUUGCGAAGUUUUUAGUUUUUAUCGACAAAUUUAUAAAAGGCUGUUUUACGUUUUAGGUCGGUUUCCCGAUUUUUCGAUAAUAUUUAUUUAAAAAUUUAGUUCAUGAAAUAUUUUAGGUAACAAUUUUAUAAAAUUGCUUCUUUUCUCGAUUUUUAGGUAACAAUUAUUAAAUAUAUUGCUUUUGCAAAAUUUAGGUAGCAAUUGUUAAAAAUAUAUUGUGGAAAACUAACACAAUAUAGAUAUCAAAAUAAACUAAAAAUAGACUAAAAUGAAGGUUUUAGCUAGUUUUAUGCUCAUUUCUGUAUGAUUAUAGGCCUCAAGUGACUCAAAUGAACAGAAGUCCACCUCCGUUUUCACAGAUAUUCUUCAAGCACAGUUAGCACUAUGGACCCUAUUUGGAAGCAUCUUCUACACAUACGCAUGGCAACAACAUAGGAAAAAGUUCUUGUUUUCGUUGGUGAGUUAUCUUUGUUAUACUUUUAUUAUUAGGGAGUUUAGAUAAAUAGUACUAGUAAAGGUUAAAAGUUAUUUAAUGCUAGGGCUGAGGAGCCUCCUUGAGCUAAAGUUGAAGCGGUCUAAACAUUUGGGCCAGGGCCGGGCUUCAAAAGUGGGUCCGGGCUCUAAAAAUUAAAAAAUUUUUUAGGGCUGGGCAUAGUUUGAGAAAAAAUUAAAUUUAUUACCUAAAAUUCUAUUUUUCAGUUUGUUGUUGUACCACCAGUUGCUCUUGUUUGCUGUACGAUCAGCUCGAUGUUGACUUGUAUUGUGAUACUCGGUCGAGUGUUUUCAUCGCCCGUCAGGUUCGAAGACAUGCUUAAAUGUCGAUCAAAUGACAUGACAGGUAAGGGAAUGAGGUCAUAUUUACUUUGUCACGAUUGGACAUAAUUUUUUUAUUCAUUUUAGGUUAAGCCUAGGGUUUUUGUCAUUUUAGGUUAAGCCUAGGGUUUUUGUCACUUUAGGUUAAGCCUAGGGUUUUGUCAUUUGAGGUUAAACUUAGGGUUCUUAAUUAUCUAUAGAAGCCUUGAAUUUUUUUGGUUUAAUAGUUUUAAAAAUUAAAAUAGUUUUAAAAAUGUCAUUUUAGAUAAUAUUAUUUUUGAUUUUUAAAACUCUGAUAGCCUAAAGGUUUGAUUGUUAUGUUGAUGCACUUUAAGAGCAUAAGAUGUGACUGAUAAGGGGUUUAAAACACAAAACAAUUGAUUAGACAUUAAAAACAUUAACUAAAGUUUAAUUUUUUCACAAUUUUUGGCUUUUUUUUUCUAAUUUUUCAACCAACUUUUUAAAAAUUUUAAAAUUUCUGAUAAAAGCCUAUCUUCAACCUACAAAAAUAGCGGUUUUUCGAAACAAAUAUAGGUAUUUUAAUGAAGUUAGGGAGUAAUUAUAAAUUGUAAACAAAAUCUUUAAAAACCACGUGUUACCUUUUGUAAUAUUUCCGUUUUUAAAAAUGAUUUCACAAUGUCAAGGACGGUUGAAACAACGCCAAAAAUGUGAAUUUCGUAAUCAAGAGAUCAAGUUUCAAUUGGUGGUUAAGGUUUUGAUCGUCUGUUGGCUGUUGAUCUUGUUUUUGCUCUUGAAAGUGUGAAACAGUGGAAUGUUUUUGAGAAUUUACAGAGUAAAAAUAGAUUUUAGGUAAAAUAUUAUUGAAAUGAACGUGAAAUUAGAUUUUUGAGUAACAAAAUGUUAAAGAAAGAAUUGAAAGGAGAUUGAAAUGAAGGUAAAAAUAGACUUUAGGAAAAAAAUUGAAAAGAAACCAAAAAUAAAAUUUUUAGGUAACAAAUCAUUAAAAAGAAGAUAGAAAAAUCAGCUUUUUUAUCUAUAUUAUCAUAGCAAUUGUAAAAACAACUUUAACUGUUUCUUUACUUAUAUAAACGUUGCCUUUACUUUCCAUUUUUAGAGCACGGAGUCCGUCGACGAUCCACAUCGAUCAACUCAUUGAACUCGUUGGCUUCAGGCCGUUCUUCAUCGUGCGAAGAACUUCCGAAGCCGGUUUGUCGUAAACAUUCCAACACAUAUGGCAGCUACAACUCGUUAAAUCAGAUUUCGUUGAGGUCAACAUCACCAACCUCAUUAUACUCGAACGGCAGUCUGAAUGGCCGUUGUGGACCAUCACCAUCGCACAAGAUGGGCUAUACGUUCGCACAUUGUUCUGGAGGCGCUGAUGAGGUGGCUAAUUAG